AUGUCCUCAAGGCUAUAUCAAGUAAACGAUGCUCAUAAGACGAUUACUAGCAUACCGCAGAAGACUCGAUUUCAGGAUACCCAUCAGGGACUAUCAAAGCCACCCUCGCCCGGCGCAGACUGGGAUAUCGAGCUGGCAGAAGCGUACACGGGUGAUAGCAGAAGGCAGAUGUUUCGAUUCGAAGGUGUUCAUGGGAAGUUUAUAGGAGCCCUUUCAGUGCACAGAAUGUGGUAUGCAUGUAUAUACCCGGCAGGAGGAUUGCCAAGGCAGCACAUCGCAUUGCAGAUGGGCGGCGGUAUCAAGAGCGGGUUGGAUGUAUUCGAGCAUGGAAUUGACGAUUACAAGUGCCCCUCAGUCCUCGCCUCAGACGCAGAUCCAUCAUCCAUCAACACAGUCGGCACGCCCGCGCACGUACCUACCACCCACACCAGGCACACUAGGCACGACGUGCAACAGCUAGUUUCUGUAAGGAGGAGGCUCCUUGCUAGUUGGUCUGGCAGUUUGUGUUGUAUUUUUACGAAUGUUGUGUGCGGACUUUGUGGUGUGGAUGGGGCUUUUCUUGAUAUGGACGAUGGACGAUGGUACUGGCUAGGGCUGGACGCUGUUCUCCCGGCUCCUACCACAUGA
Molecule: messenger RNA, 627 nt
Organism: Pseudovirgaria hyperparasitica
Lineage: Eukaryota; Fungi; Ascomycota; Dothideomycetes; Acrospermales; Acrospermaceae
Exons: 6
Coding region: 1-627 (208 amino acids)
Source: RefSeq, a predicted model, not a curated record